Aspergillus thermomutatus is the source of this 1983-nucleotide messenger RNA. RefSeq names its product ferric reductase family protein. The transcript has a single exon. The record is from RefSeq and is a predicted model, not a curated record. Gene Ontology annotation, biological process: copper ion import; iron ion transport; intracellular iron ion homeostasis. Bases 1 to 1983 code for a protein of 660 amino acids. Gene Ontology annotation, cellular component: plasma membrane. Gene Ontology annotation, molecular function: ferric-chelate reductase activity. Lineage: Eukaryota; Fungi; Ascomycota; Eurotiomycetes; Eurotiales; Aspergillaceae.
AUGCUCUCCCCUCGCGUCCAUAGCAUGGACAUCCCCCAUUCAGGCCCCGGUGUCGAGCAGCACUGGGGCUACUAUAACCGUCAACUUCCUUGCACCAGCGACAAGGGCAAAUGCGACUAUCUCGAUACCGUGUAUCACUCGCACGACCUGUCCGUUCUUUACAGUGCCAUUCUCUGGGGUGUAAUUCUUGGAGUCCUGUUGCUCUGCGCGCUGAGACGGCUCAUCCGCGUCCCCAGAACACCAAACACUUGCAGUCAAGAUGGAGAGACGGGAAAGAGUCGGCCCCAGAGCUUCUUCUAUCGCAUUCAACAAUUCCUCAAAUCAGUCUACCAUCGCCACCUACUUCGAGAAUGGCUCCCCGGCGUAUUCGGCUACACCGGCUUCAACAUCCUCCUCCUGCUCAUCCUAACCGCCUACCUCACCAUCUUCUCCUUCGUCGGCAUCGUCUACAAAACCUGGUACAGCCCCGUCUCGGGCUAUCCCAACCUGCACCAGACCCGCGUCGGGCUCGGGCCCUGGGCCGACCGUCUCGGCGUCCUGGCGUACGCCCUCACACCCUUGGCCGUCCUCCUGGCCACCCGCGAGUCCCUACUCUCACUCCUCACAGGCAUCCCGCACCACCACUUCAUCUUCCUGCACCGCUGGCUCGGAUAUAUCAUUUAUGUUCAAUCCGUCCUGCACACAAUCGGCUGGAUCGUCGUCGAGGGGAAGCUCUACCAGCCGCAGCCCUCCACCUGGAACGACUUCAUCGCGCAGCGGUACAUGAUCUGGGGCGUCGUCGCCCUGAUCUUCCUUUCGUUCCUGGUCUUCUGCUCCGCGAAGUGGUGCAUCCGGGUCACCGGGUACGAGUUCUUCCGCAAGUCGCAUUACAUCGUGGCGAUGCUAUUCGUCGGCGCCUGCUGGGGCCACUGGGCGAUGCUGUCGUGCUGGAUGACCGCGUCGCUGGCGGUGUGGCUCUUGGAUCGCGGCGUGCGCUUGCUGCGGACUGCCGUGCUGCAUGCUACCGCCGGUAAUCCCGAUUCCGAUUCCUCCGAGAAAUCCUCGUGGUCUGUGGGCGGGUUGCGCGUGCACAUCCCCGCUGCGCGGAUGACGUCCUUCGCCAACGAUGCCGACGGCGACGUCGUCCGGCUGGAGUUCACCCUUGCGCACCGCCCCUGGACCAUCGGCCAGCAUUUCUAUCUCUGUUUCCCGGACCUGAGUAUCUGGCAAUCGCACCCCUUGACGCCGAGUAGCGUGCCUGGUGCGGAACAGAGCCAAGCCCAGGCCCAGGUCCAUACGUACAUCAUCCGCGCGAAAAGCGGACUCACGCGCCAGCUUGGUCUGCUGGCUAGAGGGGACCAGGCGGCGACGUCGGUUGUGCUCGCAGGACCGUACGGGCAGUCGAUCCUGGAUGCCGAAAUGCUGCAGGACGACGUCAACACCCUCUGUGUCGCCGGCGGCACGGGCGUGACUUUCGUUCUGCCGGUCCUGCUGCAGAUGACUCGGCGAGCGGGAUUCCCCGCUCGGACCGGGCUGCUCGAGUUCGUCUGGAUCAUCAGGCGCAGAGCCGAUGUCGAAUGGAUCGAGUCGGAGAUGGACGAGUUACAGGCUGCCGCGGACAGCUGCGCCAAUUUCCGGGUCAGGGUGUUUGUGACGCGCGAGGCCGAAGAAUUGAAAGAAGAUCAUGCUGGAGACAAGGAGCUGGUCAAGGAGAGUAUCCAGCGGACUGCUUCUGAUCCCUCCGGGAUGGGGGAGGCCCCAUUUACAGUACAGUACAUGGGCUCCACCGAGCCUGGAGACCGACACCCGGAUGUGCCCUCGCAGGUCACUGGUUUCGUGUCGAGGACGGUGCAUGGCCCGACACGCGUACUUGCCAGCGGUCCGACAGGGCUGGUAUCCGAUUUGCGGAGGGUGGUUGCGUCCUGCAAUGGUCCUGCUCAGGUAUGGAGGGGGGAUGAGCGGUACAAUGUACAGCUGGUGCAUGACGAUCGCCUGGAGUGGUAG